Molecule: messenger RNA, 723 nt
Organism: Enterospora canceri
Lineage: Eukaryota; Fungi; Microsporidia; Enterocytozoonidae
Source: the annotation of a GenBank genome assembly
AUGGAGAACAGGAAAUUCAAGGACAAUCAGGCACGUGGUGAAAUGUGGACACCAAAGACGCGACUGGGAUUGUUGGUCAAGAAUGGCCACAUCAAAAGCAUAGAUGAGAUCUUCAAGCACUCUCUCAGAAUUCAGGAGCCAGAAAUAGUGGACCAUCUGCUGGGAAAGGACAAGUUGCAGGAGGAGCUUCUCUCAAUCAAGUCAGUCCAGAAGCAGUCUAAGGCUGGUCAGAAGACGUCCAUGAAGGUUGUUGCAAUUGUGGGCAAUGGAACAGGGUACAUUGGCCUAGGAACCCAUUCAGCACGAGAAAUGAGCACUUCUAUCAAAGGUGCCAUUUCUAAGGCAAAAAUGAACAUUUUCCCAGUGAGAAUGGGCCAGUGGGAAGGACUUGGCACAAACAAGCAUACAGUGGCAUGCAAGGCAUCUGGAAAGUGUGGGACUGUCAUUGUGAAGGUUGUUCCAGCACCAAUUGGAACUGGAAAUGCGUGGUCAGACAUUCAAAGGCGUAUUUUCGAGCUGGCUGGAAUCCAGGACAUCUUCAUUAAGUCGUUUGGGUGCACCAGGACGACUGAGAACCUGGCAAAGGCAACGCUGUUGGCUCUGAAGAAGUCGUCUGCGAUGUACAUUCCAUCACAGUGGAAUGACAGCAGAAUCAGCGAGAAUCCAUUCAUCAAGCACAGCGAUACAAUCAGGCAGCUUGAGAAGAAGAAUCUUGCUCAAUGA